GCCGCCGCCGCGCGCACAGCCGGGCCCGAGCGCGCACCCGGCACACAGCGCUCAGACCGCGGCCGCCGCCGGCGAGGGAGACCGAGUCCCGCACGCCCGACAUGCGCCUGGGCUAGCGGCUCCCGGGCCUGAGAGCAGCACACGUCCUCCUCUCGUUAUUCUCUCUCUUCUCUCUUCUCUCUCCGACCCCUCCCUCCCCAACACACAGUCUGUGCACUGGAGGAGGAAACCUUUCCUUGGUGCCCCCUCCCUCCUCACUCCAGGCAGCCGAGAAGCCGCGCCGUGGGGGCCCCCGGACCGUCUGGAAAUGCGAAUCCUAAAGCGCUUCCUCGCUUGUAUUCAGCUGCUCUGUGUUUGCCGCCUGGACUGGACUAAUGGAUACUACAGACAACAGAGAAAACUUGUUGAAGAGAUUGGCUGGUCCUAUACAGGAGCACUGAAUCAAAAAAACUGGGGAAAGAAAUAUCCAACAUGCAAUAGCCCCAAACAGUCUCCUAUCAAUAUUGAUGAAGAUCUUACACAAGUAAAUGUGAAUCUCAAGAAACUUAAAUUUCAGGGUUGGGAUAAGACCUCUUUGGAAAACACAUUCAUUCAUAACACUGGAAAAACAGUGGAAAUUAAUCUCACUAAUGACUACCGUCUCAGUGGAGGAGUUUCAGAAAUAGUAUUCAAAGCAAGCAAGAUAACGUUUCACUGGGGAAAAUGCAAUAUGUCGUCUGAUGGAUCAGAGCACAGUUUAGAAGGACAAAAAUUUCCACUUGAGAUGCAGAUCUACUGCUUUGAUGCCGACCGAUUUCCAAGUUUUGAAGAAGCGGUUAAAGGAAAAGGGAAGUUAAGAGCUUUAUCCAUUUUAUUCGAGGUUGGAAUGGAAGAAAAUUUGGAUUACAAAGCAAUUAUUGAUGGAGUUGAGAGUGUUAGUCGUUUUGGGAAACAGGCUGCAUUGGAUCCGUUCACAUUGCUGAACCUUCUGCCAAACUCAACUGACAAGUAUUACACGUACAAUGGCUCGCUGACUUCCCCUCCCUGCACAGACACCGUGGACUGGAUUGUUUUUAAGGAUACAGUUAGCAUCUCUGAAAGCCAGUUGGCUGUUUUCUGUGAAGUUCUUACAAUGCAACAAUCUGGUUAUGUCAUGCUGAUGGACUACUUGCAAAAUAAUUUUCGAGAACAGCAAUACAAGUUCUCCAGGCAGGUGUUUUCCUCAUAUACCGGAAAGGAAGAGAUUCAUGAAGCAGUUUGUAGUUCAGAACCAGAAAAUGUUCAAGCUGAUCCAGAGAAUUAUACCAGCCUCCUUGUCACAUGGGAGAGACCUCGGGUAGUUUAUGACACCAUGAUUGAGAAGUUUGCCGUUCUGUACCAGCAGCUAGAGGGAGAAGACCAGACCAAGCAUGAGUUUUUGACAGACGGCUACCAAGACUUGGGUGCCAUUCUUAAUAAUUUACUACCCAACAUGAGUUACGUUCUUCAGGUAGUAGCCAUAUGCACCAAUGGCUUAUAUGGAAAAUACAGUGACCAGCUGAUUGUCGACAUGCCUUCUGAUGACCCUGAACUUGACCUCUUUCCUGAAUUAAUUGGAACUGAAGAAAUAAUUAAGGAGGAAGAAGAGGGAAAGGGCAUUGAAGAAGACACUGUGGUCAAUCCCAGUAGAGACGGUGUCACAAACCAAAUAAGGAGAAAGGAGCCCCAGGUUCCUACCACAACAAACUACAACCGUGUAGGAACUAAAUACAAUGAGGCCAAGACUAACCGGUCCCCAGCGAGGGGAAGUGAAUUCUCUGCAGAGGGUGAGAGUCCCACCUCAUCUGUCGAUUCCACUUCCCAUCCAGUCACUGAAUCGGCUCGAGAAAAAGAAGUGCAUCUGACUUCACAGACUGUGACCCAGCUGCCACCUCUCACUCUGGGAGGCACCUCAGCCUCUCUGAGUCACGGCUCCAAAACUGUUCUCAGAUUUCCACAGAUGAACUUGUCUGGGACUGUGGAGUCUUUACCUACAGUUUCUAUGUCCGAAUCUCAGGAAGUGUCUACCGAUACCAUUGAGGAAGAGAAUUUAUUGACCAAUUUCAAGCUCGACACGGGAGCCGAUGAUUCUUCGGGCUCCAGUCCUGUGACGUCUGCUGUGCCAUUCAUUUCUGAGAACGCAUCCCCUGGCUAUGCACUUCCUUCAGAGAACCCAGAGGCUGUCCCAUAUGAUGAUUUUCUGCCAGAAACUACGAGAAAUGCUUCGGAAGACUCAGCCUCAUCAGGUUCAGAAGAAUCUCUAAAGGAUCCUUCCCUUGAUGGAAACGUGUGGUUUCCUCAUGCUACAGAUGUGACAGUACAGCCCGAUGUUGGAUCAGGUAGAGAGAGCUUUCUCCAGACUAACUACACUGAGAUAGAUAGUGACGAAUCUGAGAAAACAACGGAGUCCUCUUCUCCAGGCCCAGUGGUGUCACAGGGUCCCUCGGUCACAGAUUUGGCAAUGCCACAAUACUCUACCUUGGCGUACUUCCCGACCGAGGUAACCCCCCAUGCUUUUACUGCCUCCUCCGGACAACAUGAUUCGGUGCCCACCGCCCACGUGGUGCCCUCGCAGACAACUCAGCCAGUAUACAAUGGUGAGACACCUCUCGAACCUUCCUCCAGUAGUGGAGUCUUUCCUCUAGUCUCCCCUUUGUUGCUUGACAGUCAGAUCCUCAACACUACCCCUGCUGCUUCAAGUAGUGAUUCGGCCUUGCAUGCUACGCCUGUAUUUCCCAGUGUCGAUGUGUCAUUUGAAUCCAUCCUGUCUUCCUAUGAUGGCGCACCUUUGCUUCCAUUUUCCUCUGCUUCCUUCAGUAGUGAAUCGUUUCACCAUGUGCAUACGGUGUCUCAGAUCCUUCCACAAGUUACUUCAGCUCUUGAGAGCGAUAAGGUGCCCCUGCAUGCUUCUCUGCCGGUGGCUGGGGGUGAUUUGCUAGUAGAGCCCAGCCCUGCUCGAUAUUCUGAUGUGGCGGCACAUCAGACCGCUCCUCGCGCUGCUUCGGAGACCUUGGAGCUUGGUGGUAGCGAACCUGGUGUCCUUUAUAAAAUGCUUAUGUUUUCUCACGUCGAACCGUCCAGCAGUGAUGUCAUGAUGCAUGCACGUUCUUCAGGGCCUGAACCUUCUUAUGCCUUAACUAAUAAUGAGGGCUCCCAACGCCUCCUCACUGUUUCUUACAGCUCAGCAGUACCUGUGCAUGAUUCUGUUCAGGGGUCCUUGUUUAGCAGCCCUAGCCACAUACCGGUGCCCGCGUCUUCCUUAGUAACCCCGACCGCAUCGUUGCUGCAGCCUACUCAUGGCCUCUCUGGUGACGGGGAGUGGUCUGGAGCCUCCUCUGAUAGUGAAUUUCUCUUACCUGACCCAGAUGGCCUGCCAGCCCUUAACAUGUCUUCACCUGUUUCUGUAGCUGAAUUUAUGUCUCCAGCAUCUAUACUUGGUGACAAUAACAAGCAGCCUCCUAAAAGUGAUGUAGUAAAUGGAAACGAGACUGAACUGCAGAUUUCUUCUUUCAGUCACCUGGUUUACCCUUCCGAACGCACAGUCACACCCAACCUGUAUGAUCAUGUAUAUAAGUUGAACGCGUCUUUACAAGAAUCCCCUGUUUCUGUUUCUAGCACAAAGGGCAUCCUUCCAGGGCAUCUUGCUUAUGCUGCUACUAAGGUUUUUGAUCACGAGAUUAGUCAAGUUCCAGAAAAUAACUUUUCAGUUCAGUCUUCACACACUGUAUCUCAAGCAUUUGGUGAUACUUCUCUUAAACCUGUGCUUAGUGCAAACUCAAAGCCAGCACCCUCUGACCCUGCUUCUAGUGAAAUAUUAUCUCCUUCAACUCAGCUCUUAUAUUAUGAGCCCUCAGCUUCUUUUAGCACUGAAGUGUUGCUGCAACCUUCCUUUCAGGCUGAUGUUGACACAUUGCUUAAAACUGCUCUUCCAGCUGUGCCUAGUGAUCCAAUAUUGGUUGAAACCCCCAAGGCUGAUCAAAUUAGUUCUACAGUAUUGCAUCUCAUGGCAUCAAAUUCUGCUUCAAGUGAAAACCCGCUGCCCUCUACAUCUGUACCAGUCUCUGAUAUAUCGCCUACUUCUAAUAUGCACGCUGCUUCACUUCAAGGUUUAACCAUUUCUUAUGCAAGUGAAAAAUAUUUUGAACCAGUUUUGCAUAAAAGCGAAAGUUUCCAGCAAGUGGUUCCUUCAUUGUACAGUCAUGAUGAGUUGUUCCAAACGGCCAAUUUGGAGCUUAACCAGGCUUUUCCCCCAAAAGGAAGGCAUGCAUUUGCUACUCCUGUUUUAUCAAUUGAUGCACCACCAGACACACUUAUAAAUAAGCUUGUUUUUUCUGACGAAGUCCUCACCUCCACCAAGGGUUCUAUUACUGAUGAGGUACUGGCUGGUAUUCCCACAGUUGUUGCUGAUGCAUUUGUAACUGCUGAUCAUUCGGUUCCUUUAGGAAAUGUGUAUGUUUCCAUUACAGCUCUUUCUCCCAACAAAGACAGCCCGGUAACCACAACCAAGUUGCUUUUUCCUUCUAGAACUACUUCUGAGCUGAUGCAAAGUGCCAGAUCUGACGCCGAUUUAGCGGGUGGUGGUGACAAUGGCGAUAUUGAUGAUUAUGGUGAUGACGAUUAUGAUGAAAGCGAUAGAGAAGACUUGUCCAAAAAUAAGUGUAUGUCAUGCUUCUCCUAUAGAGAGUCGCAGGAAAAGGUCAUGAAUGAUUCAGACACCCAGGAAAACAGUCUUGUGGAUCAGAAUAACCCAAUCUCAUAUUCCCCCUCUGAGUAUUCGGAAGAAGGAAAUAAAGUCACAGGUGUAACAAAGGACAGUCAGACUGACGUAGACCUAAGUCUUGGUAAAUCAUCGCCAACAAAUGUGCCGUCUCAAAAGCACGAUGAUGGAGAACAGGAAAAUGACAUUGAGACUGGUAAUGCCCUCCUCCCUUUCACCCCAGACUCUAAAGCCUGGGCAGUUCUUACAAGCGAUGAAGAGAGUGGAUCAGGGCAAGGUACCUCAGAUAGCCUUAAUGAUAACGAGACUUCCACAGAUUUCAGUUUUCCAGAUGUUCAUGAAAGAGAUGGUGAUGGGGUCCUAGAAGCAGGUGACUCAGAAAUAACUCCUGGAUCCCCACAGUCCUCAACACCGACAGUUACUAGCAGGCACUCAGAAGUAUUCAACAUUUCAGAGGCAGAGGCCAGUAAUAGUAGCCAUGAGUCUCGUAUUGGUCUAGCUGAGGGGUUGGAAUCGGAGAAGAAGGCAGUUAUACCCCUUGUGAUCGUGUCAGCCCUGACUUUUAUCUGUCUAGUGGUUCUUGUGGGUAUUCUCAUCUACUGGAGGAAAUGUUUCCAGACCGCACACUUUUAUUUAGAGGACAGUACGUCUCCUCGAGUAAUAUCCACACCUCCAACACCUGUCUUUCCAAUUUCAGAUGAUGUUGGAGCAAUUCCCAUAAAGCACUUUCCAAAGCAUGUUGCAGACUUACAUGCAAGUAGUGGGUUUACUGAAGAAUUUGAGACACUGAAAGAGUUUUACCAGGAGGUACAGAGCUGUACUGUUGAUUUAGGUAUCACAGCAGACAGCUCCAAUCACCCUGACAAUAAGCACAAGAACCGAUACAUAAAUAUUGUUGCCUAUGAUCAUAGUAGGGUUAAGCUUGCACAACUUGCUGAAAAAGAUGGCAAACUGACCGAUUACAUCAAUGCCAAUUAUGUUGAUGGCUACAACAGACCAAAAGCUUACAUUGCUGCCCAAGGCCCACUGAAAUCCACAGCCGAAGAUUUCUGGAGAAUGAUAUGGGAGCAUAAUGUGGAAGUUAUUGUCAUGAUAACAAACCUUGUGGAGAAAGGAAGGAGAAAAUGUGACCAGUAUUGGCCUGCUGAUGGGAGUGAAGAGUAUGGGAACUUUCUGGUCACUCAGAAGAGUGUUCAAAUGCUUGCUUAUUAUACUGUGAGGAGUUUUACUCUAAGAAACACCAAGAUCAAAAAGGGUUCCCAGAAAGGAAGACCCAGUGGGCGCGUGGUUACGCAGUACCACUACACUCAGUGGCCUGACAUGGGAGUGCCCGAGUACUCGCUGCCUGUGCUGACCUUUGUGAGAAAGGCAUCCCAUGCCAAGCGCCAUGCCGUAGGGCCUGUUGUUGUUCAUUGCAGUGCUGGGGUUGGAAGAACAGGCACAUAUAUUGUGCUGGACAGUAUGUUGCAGCAAAUUCAACACGAAGGAACUGUCAACAUAUUUGGCUUUUUAAAACACAUUCGGUCACAGAGAAAUUACUUGGUGCAAACUGAGGAACAGUAUGUUUUCAUUCAUGAUGCACUGGUCGAGGCCAUCCUUAGCAAAGAAACCGAGGUCCCGGAGAGCCACAUCCACGCCUAUGUUAAUGGGCUCCUCAUUCCUGGACCAACAGGCAAAACCAAGCUAGAGAAACAGUUCAAGCUCCUGAGUCAAUCAAAUAUACAGCAGAGUGACUAUUCAACAGCCCUAAAGCAGUGCAACAGGGAGAAGAACAGAACAUCUUCCAUCAUCCCUGUUGAAAGAUCCAGGGUGGGCCUUUCAUCCCUGAGUGGGGAAAGCACAGACUACAUCAAUGCCUCCUACAUCAUGGGUUAUUAUCAGAGCAAUGAAUUCAUCAUCACCCAGCAUCCUCUUCUCCAUACCAUCAAGGAUUUCUGGAGGAUGAUAUGGGACCAUAAUGCCCAGCUGGUUGUUAUGCUUCCAGAUGGUCAAAACAUGGCAGAAGAUGAAUUUGUUUACUGGCCAAAUAAAGAUGAGCCCAUAAAUUGUGAGAGUUUUAAGGUCACUCUUAUGUCUGAAGAACACAAAUGUCUGUCUAAUGAAGAAAAACUUAUAAUGCAAGAUUUUAUCUUAGAAGCUACACAGGAUGAUUAUGUACUUGAAGUGAGGCAUUUUCAAUGUCCCAAAUGGCCAAAUCCAGAUAGCCCCAUAAGUAAAACUUUUGAACUUAUAAGUAUUAUCAAAGAAGAAGCUGCCACCAGGGAUGGGCCCAUGAUUGUUCAUGAUGAGCAUGGAGGAGUGACAGCAGGAACUUUCUGUGCUCUGACAACCCUUAUGCACCAACUAGAAAAAGAAAAUUCCAUGGAUGUUUAUCAGGUAGCCAAGAUGAUCAAUUUGAUGAGGCCAGGAGUCUUUGCUGACAUUGAGCAGUAUCAGUUUCUCUACAAAGCCAUCCUCAGCCUUGUGAGCACGAGGCAGGAAGAGAACCCGUCCACCUCUCUGGACAGCAAUGGCGCAGCUUUGCCUGAUGGAAACAUAGCUGAGAGCUUGGAGUCUUUAGUUUAACAUGGAAGGGGGUGAGGGGAGUCACAUCUGAGUGUUGUUUUCCUCUUUCUAAUAUUAGACAGGAAAAUCAGUUCCUCUGUUAUCUGUUUACCUCCCAUCACCUGACAGUAACUUUCAUGACAUAGGAUUCUGCUGCCAAAUUUACAUCAUUAACAAUGUGUGCCUUUUUGCAAAACUUCUUAUAAUUCACUUAUUGUGUUGAAACUAAAAUGAUUGAAAUUUACAGUAUUUCUAAGAAUGAAAUUGUGGUAUCUUUUUUUCAUAUUGAUUUUAACAGAAAAUUUCAAUUUCUAGACAUUAGAAAUUCCCAACUACAGAAAACAUGUUUGUUUUUAGUGUCAAAUUUUUAGCUGCGUUUGUAGCAAUCAUCAGGUUUGCUAGAAAGGUAACUUUUAAUAUAGUAUCCUGUAAAUAAAAUACUGUGUUCCCUCUGAUAUUCAAAUUUUACAACUGCAGUAUUCAUCUAAAGUAGAAAUAAUCUGAUACUUACUGUAAAUACUGCUCUAGCAUCUCCAUGGACCAAAUUUAUAUUUAUAAUUGUAGAUUUUUAUAUUUUACUACUGAGUCAGUUUUCUAGUUCUGUGUAAUUGUUUAGUUUAAUGAUGCAGUUUGUUAUCUGGUCUUACUCUGCAAGUCUUCUGAUAUUGUUUUGUGUUAAGUCAUUAACUGUUUCAGCAUGUAAUUAAUUUUAACUUUUAUGGAAAAUAAAAAUACAUUUGUUUUGAAAGAAGAUGAUGUUUUUUAUGAGAAUAACACCUUACCCAACAUUGUUUAAAUGGUUUCUAUCCAAGGCAUUUCAAAAAUAAACAUUGCCAUCAA
Molecule: messenger RNA, 8098 nt
Organism: Sus scrofa (pig)
Lineage: Eukaryota; Metazoa; Chordata; Mammalia; Artiodactyla; Suidae
Gene: PTPRZ1
Product: protein tyrosine phosphatase receptor type Z1
Biological process (GO): peptidyl-tyrosine dephosphorylation
Molecular function (GO): protein tyrosine phosphatase activity; protein binding
Source: RefSeq, a predicted model, not a curated record